AUGGCAUCAGUCUCAAAAGCCCCUCUGGUCUGGAUAGACUGUGAGAUGACCGGCCUGAACACUGAUAAUGACACUAUCAUGUCUCUUGCCGCAUUUGUCACUGACGCAGACCUCAACAUCCUCGACGAAGCAGGCUAUGAGGCCGUCAUUCAUCAUGAAAAAGAGCAGCUCGACCGUAUGGGCGAGUGGUGUACAAGUCAUCAUGGGCAGUCUGGUCUGACGCAAGCCUGCAUCGACUCUGCCACUACCGCCGAAGAAGCAGCAGAGGGCCUACUUGCCUACAUCAAAAGAUUUGUGCCCGAGCGCCGCACUGCUCUGCUUUCCGGUAGCUCUGUGCAUGCCGACAAGUCUUUCCUCGUCAAGCAGCCCUACAAGGUUGUCACCGACUACCUCCACUACCGGAUCAUGGACGUCAGCAGCAUCAAAGAAGCUGCUCGUAGAUGGGCGCCCAAAGACACACUCAAGAAGAUUCCAAGGAAGAAGAUGUUGCAUGAGGCACGUGCGGAUAUUCUGGAGAGUAUCGAAGAAGCGAGAUACUAUCGCGAGGCGUUCUUUCUGAAGCCAGCGAGCACGAUAGAGUCGUCAAAAGAAUGA
This is a messenger RNA of Alternaria arborescens, 594 nucleotides long. RefSeq lists its product as hypothetical. The coding region runs from base 1 to 594 and encodes 197 amino acids. Gene Ontology annotation, molecular function: 3'-5'-RNA exonuclease activity; nucleic acid binding. The record is from RefSeq and is a predicted model, not a curated record. NCBI's taxonomy places the organism in Eukaryota, Fungi, Ascomycota, Dothideomycetes, Pleosporales, Pleosporaceae. Gene Ontology annotation, cellular component: mitochondrion. The transcript is spliced from 2 exons.